AUGGCGAAGGAGUGGAAAAAAUCCCGGAGCAGCGCCAGGUCUCUCAAUGACCUCGUCGGCAUGGGGCUGCUGCAUAGCCAAGAGCUCGGCGGCUGGAGGGCGCCGGAAGGGGAGAGUUAUCCCGAACCUCGUGCUGACAACAGUUUCGUCCGGAGUGGUGAUCGGAUACAGGCUUUCAAGCUAGGACGACCAGCUCCCAAGAUUGGAGACGUUGACCGGUGCGCAGUGUACAUAUCACUGGUGCCUGGCAUGGAGAACCCCGCGGGGGUAGACCCACCAGAAGUCGACGCUGCUCGCGCGGCAUCGAACGUCGACCCUGACCACGUUGCAGGCCAGAGGGCGGCCGAGCCUGUGGCUGCCGUUGGGGACGCCCCGCCGCAGACCACGGAGCAGCCUGCGGCGACAACCACUGCCACGAGCACCGAGGAGCAUCCGGCCCCAGCAAGUGCCACGGCGAGCACCCCGACGAGGAACGAGGAAGCUGCGAGGACGCCUCCCCCGAGUAACGUUGUGGAGGAGGAGAGCAGAGCCCUGACUCCUCCAGGCGAAGAAAGGGGAGUCCCAACACCGCCCCGAGCAGGGAACUCGUCGCCCGUAGGCUCCCCUGGCCUAGACCAGGGGCCAGUGAUGCCUGCGACCACAGCUGGUGGCAGUUCGGCGAACGAGGAGACCCGGACGGCCUCUGACGAUGACGUGGAGGAGAUCCAAGUUGAUUUCAAGCUCCCUCGUGUCGUCGACCAUUGA
Sorghum bicolor (sorghum) is the source of this 744-nucleotide messenger RNA. RefSeq names its product mucin-7-like. The transcript is spliced from 5 exons. The record is from RefSeq and is a predicted model, not a curated record. NCBI's taxonomy places the organism in Eukaryota, Viridiplantae, Streptophyta, Magnoliopsida, Poales, Poaceae. The coding region runs from base 1 to 744 and encodes 247 amino acids.